This is a messenger RNA of Tachysurus fulvidraco (yellow catfish), 1032 nucleotides long. RefSeq lists its product as uncharacterized. Lineage: Eukaryota; Metazoa; Chordata; Actinopteri; Siluriformes; Bagridae. Bases 241 to 678 code for a protein of 145 amino acids. Gene Ontology annotation, molecular function: signaling receptor activity. The transcript has 3 exons. Gene Ontology annotation, cellular component: plasma membrane. Gene Ontology annotation, biological process: immune response-regulating cell surface receptor signaling pathway. The record is from RefSeq and is a predicted model, not a curated record.
CUUUAGAUUUCACCUUUAAACAUCUGGAAAGUUCUUUCAUUGUGUCUGAAUUCUGAAGCUCAUCUGUGCUUCACUGCUCGGUGCUCUUUUUAGCUUUAAGUUACGUCGAUCUAACGUCUGUCUCUUCUGUUCUUUUGAACCCCUUGUCUUCUUUUUCCCAACCUCAGCUGUGAGAGGAAGUGACCUUGUAUGUGGUGCAAACUUGCUCUGAUUAGUGUACAAGGUUGAAGCAGAGCAGCCAUGUUGCUCACCAGUUCCACCGCUUUCUUUUUAUUUUUUAUAGCUCUAUCGACCUUUCCAUUUACAUCUAAAAGCAUAGUGCAGUUGAAAUAUCCAAAGCAGCCAGUAAGAAGAACAGAAGGACAGUCGUUGACUCUCAAAUGCACAGCAGAGUAUGAGGAAGUGCCUUGUGGAAACAUCUUGGUGGAUUGGUGUUUUUCGGUGCCAGAAGAGUGUUGGAAUCUUAUUGAUCCGGACAGACACUUGAUCCAGGUCAAUGAGACUAAAAAAGAUGGUGGUUUGAGGUAUCGAGAUGUUUCUAUUACAUUCACACAGCUGACUCUCAGGGACACUGGCUUGUAUCAGUGUAAAGCCGAAUGUCAGCACUUCGGAGCCUCAGCUGUAGGACAUCUCAUUAAUGUCACUGUAACAGGCCAGAAGGAGACCGAUGAAAAAUAGCUACCUUCAUGGAGUCACUAAUAAAGGUCGGGAGAUCCUUGAGUGAAGCGGAGUGACGGACGCAUGGAUACGGAUAUGGUUUCUUCUGACAAUCAACACCUUUAUUUUUUUUAUGGAUUUAUAAAAACCAGAUCAUAGGUCUUGAUUCUGAUCAUACAGAACGUUUUUCUUUCAUUCUAUUUUUACGUGUGCCAAUUAUUUAGUUAAGAGCUUACUGACAGGUUUGUUCUGCAAGACAGACUUUUAACGGACUCUAAAGUGAGAAAGGGUGAGAGUAAGAGAGAGAGAGGGGUGAGGUAACAGUAUUCUGUGGUUAGCCAACUGAAAAAAAAAAUAAACAUCUCUUCCUGUGAA